AUGGAUAAAAAUGCAAGUUGUGCAAAAUACAUGACAGAACGGGCUAUUCUGGCAAGCAGAAAUGAAUACGUUGAUCAACUAAACGAAAUUCAUUUCAGAUUUCUAGGUGAAAGUAGAACGUUUCUGAGUUUCAACUCUGCAGAAGAUGAUACUAACAAUUAUUAUCAGGAAGAUUACUUAAAUACUCUCACACCAAACGGUCUCCCUCCACACAGAGGUUUUGACAAAAACGUCAUACAUGCAGAAAUAAUGAUUGGGCAAAAUGCUUUCAAGCAUGUGCUUAUCCCACGAAUUCAGCUUUCGCCUCCCGAAAAUGAAGGUUACCCAUUCAAGUUCAUUAGAAAACAAUUUCCAGUGCGAUUAUGCUUUUCAAUGACAAUUAACAAAGCACAGGGACAAACAAUACCAACUAUACCAACUGUGGGAUUGUACUUGCCACAACAUGUUCUGGAGAUGCACAAUAACGGUCUGUUGGAUUAUGUCCGAACCAACUUGGUACGACCUGAAAGGAUUAGUGAAUCCUUAUGGCAACAGUAUAUUCGCUAUUGGAAUAGCGAAUAA
Molecule: messenger RNA, 561 nt
Organism: Capsicum annuum
Lineage: Eukaryota; Viridiplantae; Streptophyta; Magnoliopsida; Solanales; Solanaceae
Exons: 3
Coding region: 1-561 (186 amino acids)
Source: RefSeq, a predicted model, not a curated record